Antechinus flavipes (yellow-footed antechinus) is the source of this 1662-nucleotide messenger RNA. It is a transcript of the gene PBK, whose product is annotated as PDZ binding kinase. The transcript is spliced from 9 exons. Gene Ontology annotation, biological process: protein phosphorylation. The record is from RefSeq and is a predicted model, not a curated record. NCBI's taxonomy places the organism in Eukaryota, Metazoa, Chordata, Mammalia, Dasyuromorphia, Dasyuridae. The coding region runs from base 645 to 1616 and encodes 323 amino acids. Gene Ontology annotation, molecular function: ATP binding; protein serine/threonine kinase activity.
AAGACAGCCUAAAGGAAGAAUUAGCUCGUUAGCCGAGGGUAUAUACUAAGCUAGUAGAUCCCAAGGCCAGGUGGGCCGAAGGUUAUUACUGUAUCAUUCUUAAAGGCCGCCCACAUCUAAUAGAUACUGUGACAGCAGAUUCAGACGGACAGAGGGAUGAUCGAUAACAGAACGCCCUUUAGCUUUGGUGCGCAGGUAGAUCAAUAGAAACACAGAUAGAUAACUGAAUGAGAGGUGAUAACUAGCGGGAUACUCCUGGGCUGCAACGGAUAAGGAGGUUUAUCAAACAAGCUAAACUACAAAGAGGCAAAAAUAAUUUCUGCCCUCAAGGAAUUUAUAAUCUACUGGAGGAGAGAUGCAAACAAAUACAGAGCAAGCUGUAUACGGACAAAGUAAUUAACGGAAUGAAGGCGCUAAAAUUAAGAGGAGUUAGAGAAGGCUGCUCGCCGAAGGUGGGAUUCUAGUUCGGACUUAAAAGACUGGGAGGAUGGAGCGCUCGGAUUUGAAGGCGGCGGGCGUUCGAAUAUCAACGGCUUCAGUUGAGUCUGGAAGCCUCGGUAGUUGGUUGCGGCGCUGCAGCUGAUCUGUUUCUCCUCAGAACCUAGGAUUUGUUGCUGUUUUGUUUUUUUUUUUUGUUUUUAAUAAUGGAAGGACCAAAUGCAUUCAAGACACCUAGCAAAUUAUCUGACAAGAAGAAAUCUUUGUCAUGCUUGACUCCAUCAUCUGUAGCUAUUCCAGCCUCUCCAUUUAUGCAAAAGCUUGGCUAUGGCACUGGGGUAAAUGUUUAUCUUAUGAAAAGGUCUCCCAAAGGUUUAUCUCAUUCUCCUUGGGCAGUGAAAAAGAUUAAUUCUAAAUGUAAUGAUCAUUUUCAAAGUAUAUAUCAAAAGAGACUAACUGAUGAAGCUAAGAUUUUGAAAAACCUUCAGCAUCCAAACAUUGUAGGUUAUCGUGCAUAUGCUCAAGCCCAAGAUGGCAGUAUGUGUCUUGCUAUGGAGUAUGGAGGAGAAAAGUCUCUCAAUGACUUAAUAGAAGAAAGAAAUACCAAUUGCCAUUCUCCUUUCCCAGCUGCUAUAAUUCUGAAAGUUGCAUUACACAUGGCUAGGGGAUUAAAGUAUCUACAUCAGGAAAAGAAGCUCCUCCAUGGAGAUAUAAAGUCUUCAAAUGUUGUAAUUAAAGGUGACUUUGAGGCAAUUAAAAUCUGUGAUGUAGGAGUCUCACUGCCACUAGAUGAAAAUAUGACUGUGAGUGAUCCUGAGGCACAUUACAUUGGUACAGAACCCUGGAAACCAAAGGAAGCUCUAGAAGAGGGUGGUAUUAUUACUGAUAAAGCUGACAUAUUUGCCUUUGGAUUAACUCUUUGGGAGAUGAUGACCCUAACCAUUCCACACAUUAAUCUUCCAGAGGAUGGUGAUGAAGACAAAACUUUUGAUGAGAGCUUGUUUGAUGAUGAAGCAUACUAUGAAGCAUUGGGAACAAGACCAGCCAUUAAUAUGGAAGAAUUGGAUGAAUCAUAUCAAAAAGUGAUUGAACUGUUUUCUGUUUGUACUAAUGAGAAUCCUAAAGAUCGUCCCUCAGCUGCACACAUUGUUGAAGCUUUGGAAAUGAAUAUGCAGUGAUUAUGUAGGGUUCACUUUCUUGUUGUUGUUGUUGUUGUUGUUGUUG